Molecule: messenger RNA, 633 nt
Organism: Nerophis lumbriciformis (worm pipefish)
Lineage: Eukaryota; Metazoa; Chordata; Actinopteri; Syngnathiformes; Syngnathidae
Source: RefSeq, a predicted model, not a curated record
AUGGCUGACCCAAAGGACCAAGAAGAGCAUGAAACCACUACAGAAACGGUGGAAGACUCCAAUCACGACCCUCAGUUUGAGCCAAUAGUGAACCUUCCUGAACAGGAAGUGAAAACGUUAGAAGAAGAUGAAGAAGAACUUUUCAAAAUGCGAGCUAAACUUUACCGGUUUGCAUCGGAAAUCGACCCACCCGAGUGGAAGGAGAGAGGCACCGGUGAUGUCAAGCUGCUCAGGCACAAAGACAAAGGCACAAUCCGCCUCCUGAUGAGAAGAGAUCGUACUUUGAAGCUAUGUGCCAAUCAUCAGAUUUUACCGAUGAUGGAACUGAAGCCCAACGCUGGCAGCGACAGAGCCUGGGUGUGGAACACACUAGCAGAUUAUGCAGAUGAAGAACCCAAACCUGAACUUCUGGCCAUACGCUUUUUAAAUGCAGAAAAUGCUCAGAAGUUCAAAGUGAAGUUUGAUGAAUGCAAAGAUGUGGUCAAAAGCAAAGUUGAGGAUUCAGAGGACGGUGAUAGUGCAAUCAAAGUGGCAGAGAAACUGGACAAGCUCUCGGUAAAAGACAAGAAAGAAGGUGAUAAGGAGACUGAAAAGAAAGAGACGAAGGAGGUGAAGGCUGAGGAAAUAAAUUGA